AUGAACAUGACGGCGAUACUUGCGAUGGUGGCGCUUGCGCUCACAGGCGUAUGGGCGUACGCGGAGGCGGACGAGGCCAUGCUGCACGUGACGGUGACCAAGAAACGGAACGCAGAGGAAUGCGACGACAAUUGCCAGCGCGACUUGAUGCCCGUUUGCGGAUCAGAUGGCGCAACGUACGGCAACGACUGCCUGCUGGACUUUGCACAUUGCGAGAACUCAACCAUCACCAAGCUGCACGACGGCAAGUGCAUUAAGAAACACUAA
Molecule: messenger RNA, 267 nt
Organism: Phytophthora infestans T30-4
Lineage: Eukaryota; Oomycota; Peronosporomycetes; Peronosporales; Peronosporaceae
Product: protease inhibitor Epi5
Exons: 1
Coding region: 1-267 (88 amino acids)
Molecular function (GO): protein binding
Source: RefSeq, a predicted model, not a curated record